Messenger RNA from Saccoglossus kowalevskii, 2066 nucleotides. Its product is annotated as BTB/POZ domain-containing protein 9-like. Gene Ontology annotation, molecular function: protein binding. The record is from RefSeq and is a predicted model, not a curated record. NCBI's taxonomy places the organism in Eukaryota, Metazoa, Hemichordata, Enteropneusta, Harrimaniidae. Gene Ontology annotation, biological process: modulation of chemical synaptic transmission; adult locomotory behavior; circadian behavior. Gene Ontology annotation, cellular component: cytoplasm.
AAAAUAAUAUACUAGUUGCCGUAUAUAUAAGUGCGUAUUUACACACCUUUACGCUUUGUAUGAAAAUGUAGAACCUGGUUUCACGUGAAAGAACUACCCUCGGCAUGUGUCCUACUGAUGUGUUUUACAUGUGGUUGUAAUUGGCAGAAAUAGUAAAAUUUGUUGUAUUCACAAUGUGUGACAGUCAUUCACUCAGACCACACACCCCUGUUGGGGAGGUUGAACAUGUACACCAUUUAUCAGAACAAAUUGGCAAUCUGUUCCUAAGCGAAGAAUAUAGUGAUAUCACUUUCAUUGUUGAAGAUAAGCGUUUCUAUGCACAUCGUGUUAUAUUAGCUGCAAGAUGUGAAUAUUUCAGGGCACUCCUAUUUGGCGGAAUGAGGGAGUCAAGACCCGAUUGCACGGAGAUUGAACUGAAAGAUACUACACCAGUAGCAUUCUGCGCAUUACUCAAAUACAUUUACACUGGUAGAAUGAAUCUACAAGACCUGAAAGAUGAUGCGUUAUUGGAUGUCCUUGGUCUUGCACAUCGUUAUGGAUUCACUGAUUUGGAGAUGUCUAUUUCAGAUUAUCUCCGUGCAACGUUAAACAUACACAAUGUGUGUUUGAUCUAUGACGUUGCAAGUCUCUAUCAGCUGAGGUCACUUAAAGACACUUGUUGCAGUUUCAUGGAUAACAAUGCUGCUGAAGUGAUGAGUAGUGAAGCAUUUCUAGCAUUAUCGGAGUCUGCUUUGAGAGAAGUUAUCUCUAGAGAUUCAUUCUGUGCUGUAGAGAUUGAUAUAUUCCGUGCUGUAUUAUCCUGGAGUGAGAUGAACAGUGACAUUGACCCAACCCACAUAGUCAGUGCUGUAAGGUUACAAUUGAUGUCUUUACCAGAACUACUGAACAUUGUGAGACCAACUAACCUUGUCUCACCUGAUUCAAUACUGGAUGCAAUUAAGUUGACUUCUGAGAGCAAAGCCAGUGAUCUUCCAUUUAGAGGAUUUCUUUCCUUGGAGGAGAAUGUAGCCUGCAUGAAGCAUGGUGGGCAUGUGACCCAUGGUGAAAUGCCUUCAGCACUAUUAGAUGGCGAUAUAUCUAAUUAUGAUUUAGACAGAGGCUUCACAAGACACACAAUAGAAGAACCUUGUGGUAAAAAUAGUAUUGUGGUGAAAUUAGGCAAAGCUUGUAUUAUUAAUACUAUUAAAUUACUGCUUUGGGACAGAGAUACAAGGUCAUAUUCUUAUUACAUUGAGAUUUCCAUGGAUGAAGAAGACUGGGUUAGAAUUGUAGAUCAUUCCAGAUACAUGUGUAGAUCAUGGCAGACAUUAUACUUUGAUCCAAGGGUUGCCAAGUAUAUACGAAUAGUUGGUGUUCAUAAUACUGUAAACAAAGUAUUUCACUUGGUAUCAUUUGAGUGUUAUUACACUGCUAGGCCAUUUACAUUGGAAAAUGGUCUCAUAGUGCCAACUGAGAAUGUGGCUACAGUUCAUGCCAGUGCAUGUGUGAUUGAAGGUGUAAGUAGAAGCCGUAAUGCUCUGCUGAAUGGUGACACUAAAAAUUAUGAUUGGGAUUCUGGUUACACUUGUCAUCAGCUUGGAAGUGGUGCCAUUAUAGUACAGCUAGCGCAGCCAUUUGUCAUUAGUUCUUGUAGGCUGUUACUGUGGGAUUGUGAUGAUAGAAGUUAUAGUUAUUAUAUUGAGAUAUCAACAGAUCAACAUAAUUGGACUAGAAUUGCAGAUAAAACCAGAGAACCUUGCAAGUCUUGGCAGACUGUGUUCUUUGAGAAAAAAACGGUGACAUUCAUCAAGAUUGUUGGUACUCAUAACACUGCCAAUGAGGUGUUCCACUGUGUACAUUUUGAAUGCCCAGCACAGUUAAAUGGUCAAGGUCAAGAUGAACUGUCAACGUCUUCUGCAGCUUCAGCUGCUGCAACUCAAACUGAUGGAUCAAGUGGAAGCGGAUUACAGGGAGCUGUAGCUGGGCCGCCACUGCCACCUUUCCCCAAUCAGUUAUUCCCGGGUCCCGGCAUGCCACCGUUUCAUCGAUACAUGCCAGGAGCAGGUGAUGGCAUGAAUAGAUUUUAG